Molecule: messenger RNA, 4490 nt
Organism: Homarus americanus (American lobster)
Lineage: Eukaryota; Metazoa; Arthropoda; Malacostraca; Decapoda; Nephropidae
Exons: 3
Coding region: 170-1750 (526 amino acids)
Source: RefSeq, a predicted model, not a curated record
CUGGCGACUCAGUUCUCCCGGCGACACUCGUUCUUACAGUGUGUGUGUGGUCAGGCUGUGUCACGGUGCACUGAGAGAAGCCCACAACAGUGUCUUAACUCUACAUAAUACACACACACACCUACACUGUCCGUCCUCGAGUGACUGUGUCUUACGUUACUGCACUAAAAUGACUCUGAGGGACCCAGACCACCCUGCCCAGAUGGAGGAGAAGGUGGUGGAUGGUAAAGAGAAGAAGUAUGUGUUAUACACAGUGGUGGGAGAGGAGCGUGGGCGUGCGGGCGUGGGUGUGUGGGUAGUACGGGUACUGUUAGGUACACUGCUACUCGUCGCCCUGGCCGUAGUGCCCUACCUGUCUCUCCGCCUGGCGCAGGUGAGCGACCGUACCCUGGUAGUGUUCCAGCCUGUGCCCGUCCGUAACCACUCUCUUCACCACCAUCAGUAUCAACACCACCAGUCUGACCACGUCCAGGUGCUCAGUGUACUACAGAGUGCCGCCCUCACCCGGGAGAACUACACCGCACCCAGCCCCAACACCACGGCGAAGGCCGCAGCUCCCGCCAACACCACCACAUCCACUAGCACAGCCGGCGGCAUCGUGACCCUGCACGAGUCAGCCGUCACCCUCGCCGUCAUGGAAGACACCAACGCAACACGCAACAGAGACUCUGACGAUGACGAUGAAGAAAGCGGUGACGACGACGACGAUGACAGCAAGGAGAAAGUGGUGGUGGACGAGGACAAGAAGGAUAGUGAGGACAACGUGACCACAGAAGACACCGUAGGCACCUCAGAGGCCCCGGCCUCCGUGGCCCAGGUGGCGGCCGUCACCGUGGUGGGGAGCCCCUCCACGCCCCCCGUGGUAGUGGACAACUCCACAGCGGCCCUCAACGCUACCCCCGCCCCACACAAGAGAGGUAACAUCACUUCCGCUGCCCCCGUCGUCUCCACCGCCGCCGCCAAGGUGGCCGCCGCCAAAGUGGCUGCUGCCAAGGUAGCCACUUCAACGAUCUUUACCACCCACGCCCCUCCCCGCACCACCGGCAAGGCCCCCUCCACCAAGGCGGUGAACGUGUCGUCGGUGGCGAGCACAGCGGCGCCCAACACCACCACCACCACUACCACCACCACCACCACCACCACCUCCACCUCAACUACCACCACCACCUCCGCCACCAGCAGCCGCCGUCCCCUUGCCCAUAAGCUGGUCUACGUCGCCACCACCGCCUCCGGCAACCACAUAGGCGGCUUCUGCGUAUGGAAGACCGACAAGACCAUCACCGACUGGUCGUUCUUCUACGAGAACAUCCCCAUCGAGUACCAGAGUCACCAGGACUCCUCCGACCACGAGAUGCGGGGGAUGUUGGCCGCCGUCCGCACGUGGGCACCAAAGUGGAACGACCAUCACGUGGUGCUACGCUCACACCACCCCAGCAUCAAGGGCUCCGAGCACCCGACCCGCCGAACUCUCUCCCGGGAGCUGGAGAGGCUGUCUGAGGGCCGCUUCACCUACGAGCUGGAGUGGCGCCUGAGGAAGACAGACCGGGUGGUGGAGAUCUCCUACUGUUUGUCUCGCCUCCACCGGGAUUUCGCCCACUGGUACCGCACCUUCCAGCAGCGUGUAGACGAGUUGCUCGGCCAGCAGGACUGGGCCCUCGUCAGGAAGCAGAACCGAGUCUAUGCCUCCCAAGGGGCCUUCCACACAGACUUCCUGGACGACAGUGACGAUGACCUGCGGGGAGAGAAGUGAGCCGUCCCCCACACACGCCAGCCAAGCCCUCAUCCAGGCCACACACACCACACUCACUCACAGACUCCACAUACAAGUAGAACAUGACUAAAAUUAAGUGAUUAGCGGACUGUUAGUGGCAGGCCACCGCCAUCAAAUUUAUCCUUCUGGCAGAUGCAUAACUAAGUGAACCCGUGUCUCUUGUGAUACUGAUAAUGAGAUAUAAUGGUUCACUUGACUAUGUGAUAAGACGCGGUUAUUUAAGGCCUCCUUCACACCUUCUUAUAGGACUUUUAAGUCAUUCAAUCCAGCCCGUAGUAGUUAGUUAACUAUUUCAGAAAAAUCAGUUUCUUGUUAAAAUUAACUUUAAUUAAGAGGAUAACAUGAGUAGUGAGAACGUCUUAGCCGUGUGGAUCCUUCAUCUUCAAGCCACUAAAUUAUUAUAAUACAAAUAAUCAGUAUGAUGACAUAUGCUGUGAGAGCAACAAAUUAUGGUAUAGAUAUGUCAUGUAGGAGUCACAUGUGUAAGGGAACGACACAUGUAGAAUCAUGUGUAAUGAAACGACACAUGCAAGAGUCAUGUGUAAAGGAAUGAUACCUGUAGGAGUCACUUGUGUUAAGGAAUGACACAUGUAGAACAUAUGUGACAGAAUGACAUAAUAGGAGUCAUAGAAGGAAUGACACAUGAUUAAUAAUACAUAAUAAUGGUGAUAAAAAGAUGAAUCAGUACACGUGUAUCUGAUGAGGGACUCGAGGUCAGCAAAACAAUACCAAAUUUACUUCCACCAAAUAAGCUUAAUAAUGGAGUCGCGUCAGGAGGUGAGAGGUGGCAAGACACUGUGUUGAAGCUGUGUGUGUACAGGAGACGUUAAUAGUGUGUCUGUGGCACCAAACACACGUUAAGUGCAUACUUUUAAUAUCACCCUCUAAAUAAUGUCCUAUUAAAAAUCACUUGGAUUGGGAGAGCUAAUGUCCUCAACUCGGGUAAUUUUUACACCUGGGGGUCAUCUUAAAUAAGUUUCACAGGUGACAUGACACACGAUUGUCAUCUCCUGUACACACACAGCUUCCUGACCCAGCAUCAUGUCACCUUCUGGAGAUCUUUUAAAAAAAUCACUGAGACAGCCUAGACUCACACAAGCCGGUUUUAGAACAAGACAUGAGAGAGGUAGAGCAGACUGAAGCCUCAAGUUUUAAGUUAGUCUGAAUCUCACAUAAGAAAGUCAACAGCUUCCUGAGUUAAGAUGAUGUCAUUUCCCGAUGGCAGCUAAGGUGAUGUUGUCUUGUAAAUUAUCAAGUGUAGGCUGGUCAGGAGCCCUUCCGGUGUACCUGCACAGCCGGCCACUACACCAAGGUUGACCCUCUUGUGUCCAGGCUGCUCACCAGGUAUUCUUGUAUAUUAUUAUGGUGUACGCCGACACUCUUGUUGUUGAUGAAUGGGGUCACAGAAUGUAUAGGAAGUGGCCACUAUAUAAAUAAAGUAUUUAUUGUAACAUAGGAAGUACCGAGUGUUAGGUACGAUGUAGAGGACGGUGUUAAGAUCAGAGAAAGUUGUGUGGUGGUGUUGUUGCUGUGUAACAUAGUAUGAUAGCAACACUGUAGUAGUGGUCACCCGUAGGCCUGCUGCUGGUGUACCCAGGCUGUUGGGACACUCCUGGUGUCCUCAACAGUGAGGGCCACUAGGACUCAGGGCCCGCGGGUCACUCACUAUGAUGCUGUACAUAGUUAUUCAACUCGCUUCUCUAUCAUCUUAUGUUAGGUGUCCUUUGUAUGCAGUUCAUCAAGCUAUGUAUACUCGAAAAAAAAACAAUAAUCAAAAAUUUUCACUGUGGAAUCAAUAUGUACACGAGAAUCUAUGUAGGAGUGUACACUGGAGAUGUUCCACUGAUUAUUUGUAUCCAGAAAACUUUGGCCAUAACUCCCUGGAGCAGGAAGUGUGUCAGACUGCUGCCACCCUCACACUUCACGCCCAGUUUCUUGUCAUUGUCACGUACAAAAAUGACUCUCCCGUCAUUUCUGUCCAGUGAAUUUCUGAUCGCUCCUCCUCCUUAAAUUUCCCAGCAGUAAACAGUAAGAGAGAGCAAGUGGCGGACCUAAACAAAAGAAUCACGUGACUUGCAAGCUGGAGGUAUGAUCGAGUAGUGUACCCUAGUGUAGUGUAGGUGUAGCCCCUCACUGGCUAGUCGGGGUGUACAAAGCUUGGCCUCACUCGCAUUCUCCUCCGCGUCCUAGUGAUAGACUGACCCUUAGAGCUCCAGCAGCCACCAGCACCAGCUGUGUUGUGCUGCCGCAUCACUUCCUUCACUUGGCCACCCGCCGCCAUCUUUAUAGCUACCAUAUCUGACUUUUCUCUCUCUCUCUCUCUCUCGCUCUCCUUUUGUGUGUAUAUAUAUAUAUAUAUAUAUAUAUAUAUAUAUAUAUAUAUAUAUAUAUAUAUAUAUAUAUAUAUAUUGUGUGCGUGCUUGAUUUCAUCACUUAAUGACUGCUGUUUAUAACAGGUGGAAAAAACCCAGUUCAUUUGUGCCUGUGAUACGUGUGGACGUACAGUACUCUUAGCUUUUGUUUCACCCUCACGACAUACCUGUUAACACCAACAAACAUUAUUGCUGUGCUUCAGGAGACGGACGGCGAAUGUGUAUGGAUAUGUGAUCACUGUAAGUCAUUUUAUGCCGGUGUGCUCUUUACAUCUGUUUUACCUACAUAUCCCCUUAAAGAAUGAAAACUAAUGUAAACACAACCAGUAAACUUAUCAUCCCUCGAA